AUGGACCCCACAGAGCUCACUAUAGACCUCCUCGAGAAGCAACUUGCAGCAGCCGAGGUUAGCAUUAACGCUGUAGGCGCUUCUCGUGGCACUCCUCACACCCCUUUCUUCGAGGGGUGUUCCCCCUCUCCCCUCCUCCCCUCUGUCGCCACUGCUGCUGCUGUCGACCUCCUUGGUGCUGAGGAGGGUGGCGGAGGAGGAGGCCGUGGGAGUGGCGGGGGUGGGGGUGGGGGUACUGGUGCCGGGGUCAGUGGUGGCGGCGGCAGUGGGAGUGGCAGCAGCGGGGGUGGCGGCAGUGGGAGUGGCGGCGGCGCUGGUGGCAGCGGUCGUAGUGGUGCGGCCCAGCGCGGCGGCUCUGGAGGCAGCCAGGCACAGCAGCAGCAGCGCCAGCGCGCGCCCCGUACGCCGCAUGAGCUUCGUGAGUGGUACGCGCAGCGUCAGUCGUCGGGGGGUGGUACCUGCCCGUAUGUCAUUCGUACGGGUGAGCGCGCAGGUCAGACGUGCGGGAGGCUUCACACUCAGCACCGCUGCUUUUCCCGCCUUAGUGACGCCUGGCGCGCUCAGUUUUCGGACUGCACUGAGAUGCCCAACUGGGCGGAGCUGCUUAAGAGGGGCGUAGAUAUCUUUGAUCUUGACUAUGAUGCUAUCCUUGCUGCCAUGUAUGCAUUGACUGUUAGUGCUGAGGGUGACUGUUACCUGUGUGUGCCGCCCGACCCUGGUAUAGAGGCUGCUGCUCCAGGUGCUUGUGAGUCUGCUGCUCUAGGUGCUUGCGAGUCUACUGCUCUAGGUGCUUGUGAGUCUGCUCUCUCAGGUACUGCGCCUACUGAGGCCUUGUACACUUUCACGCUAGACUCAGGUGCCUCCCGCUGCUUCUUUCGCGACAGCACCACAGUCACACCGCUCCCUGCACCUGUUCCGGUCUCCCUUGCUGACCCCUCCGGGGGCCCUGUCCUUGCACGUUCCUCCACUGUCCUCCCGUGUCCGGCGGUCCCGUCUGGCUCCCUGUCAGGUCUCCACCUCCCCUCGUUCUCCACGAACCUGGUGAGUAACGCCGUCAUCCAGGAUGAGUGGGUUGACACCUUCACCCCUGAAAGACGUCGUGUGACGAUUUGCACGUGUGCCCGCACGGGCCGCCACCUGGCCACGUUCACCCGUCGGCCUGGGUCGAGUUUGUACACCCUGACUGUCGGAUCUCCCCAAAUUGCUGCUACUGGUCAGGUGUCCUUGUCCGGUCCGGAGUCUGCCCCCUGCUUGUGUCGUCGCCUGUCGCACCAGACUCUCCUCUGGCACCACCGCCUCGGUCACCCCUCUCUGCCGCGCCUCCGUGGCAUGCACUCCCGUCUGCUUGUCUCUGGUCUUCCCUUGUCGAUGCCCUCACUCCCACGCUCGCCUGCCCCGCCGUGUCUUCCUUGCGUCGAGGGGCGGCAGCGCGCCGCUCCCCACUCCUCCUCGUUUCCCCCGACGACUGCUCCCCUGCAGACCCUCCACAUGGACGUCAAGGGUGAGGUCCCUGCUGUUUUGAUCCCUUGGAUCCGCGCUGUUCGUCUCCAGCUCCGCGAGCGGUUCCGCACGGACUUUUCCGUCCUGCGUCUGCACUCUGACAGAGGUGGUGAGUUUUCCUCCGACCUCUUGCGGGACUUUUGUCAGGGGGAGGGCAUCCUCCAGUCGUUCACGCUUCCGGCCUCUCCGCAGCAGAAUGGGGUUGCUGAGCGCCACAUUGGCCUAGUCAUGGAGGUCGCUCGCACCUCCAUGAUCCAUGCGGCUGCUCCCCAUUUUUUGUGGCCGUUUGCGGUCCGGUACGCUGUGCAUCAGCUCAACCUCUGGCCCCGUGUCUCCUUGCCGGAGACCUCGCCCACCCUGCUGUGGACGGGAGAGGUUGGCGAUGCGUCGCGUUUCCGGGUCUGGGGCGCUCGUGCCUUUGUCCGCGAUACCACCGCGGACAAGCUCUCUGCUCGCGCCAUUCCCUGCGUCUUCCUUGACUUUCCUACUGACGCGCCUGGCUGGCAGUUUUACCACCCCACCUCGCGUCGUGUUCUGUCCUCUCAGGACGUCACAUUUGACGAGUCGGUUCCCUUUUACCGUCUCUUCCCCUACCGCACUGCCUCUCUCCCCCCCCGCCGCUCUUCCUCACUCCAGCCUGUCGAGGUCACUGGUGACUCUGGUGCUGCUAGAGGAGGUUCUGCUAGGGGUCUUGUGUCUGGGGGUGCUGAGCCUGCGGGUGCGGGGCCUGAGGGUGCUGAGCCUGCGGGUGCGGAGCCUGGGGGUGCUGAGCCUGAGUGCAUGGAGCCUGGGGGUGCUGAGCCUGAGCGUGUGGAGCCUGGGGUUGCUGAGCCUGGGGGUGCUGAGCCUGAGCGCGUGGAGCCUGGGGGUGCUGAGCUUGGGGGUGAUGGGCCUGAGCGCGUGGAGCCUGGGGGUGCUGAGCCUGGGGCUGCUGGAGCUGCAGGCACUGCUGGUGGUGGCGCUGCUGGGGCUGGAGGUGCUGGGACUGCUGGACCUACUGACGCUGCUGGUGCUGGAGGAGCCCCUGGUGCUGUUGGUCCCGGAGGUGCUCGUACUGGAGGUACUGGAGCUUCCGGGGCUGGUGGUGCUCGUUCUGGGGCUACUAGAGCCGUAGGUGCUGACAAUGGAGACUCUGGAGUUGGAUACACUGGGACUGGCGGUCCUGGUGCUGGAGGCGCUGACGCUGGAGGCCGUGGUGCUGGAGCCUCUGGGGCUGGAGGAGGUGGAGCUGGUGACGCUAGCACUGGAGGUACUGCUGCUGGUGGUGCUGUGCAGCGGCGUCAGUUCUUCACUCCACCGUCGCCGUCGUCUCUCCCACCGUCUGACUCCGUGCUUCGUCAGGUUCUUACCCUCCCGUCUUCUACUGGUCUUCCGUUACAGCCUGGCUCUCCGCUGCCUGCUCCUUCUCCUUACACUGAGCAGACAGACUCGCUUACAGAGCGUCGUGAGCCUGCGUCUCGUCCUGCCUCGCCUGUUCGCGCCGCUCGCACUGCUCGCCGUGUCCCGCGUCCGCGUCCUCCUCCUGUGCCUGGUACUCACACCAUGGUACUUCGUCCUUCCUCUGUUCCCCAGCGUGUCCCUCUCUCGUCGCCGCCUGCGUCCUCUCUUCCUGACGUUCCAGACCCUGAGUCUGACCGUGUUCGGGCCGCCAGUCCCACUGUCACCCGUCUCCUUGCUACUGUUGUCACUGACCCUUCUUUUGAGUCCGCUGCUGCGUCUGCCUUGGUCGCUGAGCUUGUUGACUUUGCUGCUGCUUGUCGUCUCGACUACGCUGCUAGUCUUAUUGCUGAGUCUGAGUCUCCGCUGCACCUCAUCUCGUGGCCAUUCUGCUUAGUUGCCCCUGAGGGAGACCCAGAUGCACUGGACAUCCCGACCCCGCGCUCUUACGCAGAGGCGAUUGAGGGUCCCUACUCCUCUCAGUGGCAGACAGCCAUGGACGCUGAGAUGGCAUCCUGGAAGUCCACAGGCACUUAUGUCGACGAGGUUCCCCCUCCUGGGGCGAACAUAGUCGAUGGCAUGUGGAUUUUCAGGGUGAAGCGGCCGCCGGGCUCUCCGCCUGUCUUCAAGGCUCGUUACAUUGCACGAGGCUUCAGUCAGCGACAGGGAGUUGACUUCUUUAAAACCUUCUCCACUACCCCGAAGAUGACCACUUUUCGGGUGCUGCUGCACGUUGCCGCUCAGCGUGACUACGAGCUUCACUCUCUGGACUUCAGCACAGCGUUCUUGCAGGGCAGUCUGCACGAGGAGAUCUGGCUGUGCCGCCCACCUGGCUUCACUGGGUCGUUUCCUCCUGGUACCCAGUGGAGCCUCCGGCGGCCAGUCUACGGUCUCCGUCAGGCGCCUCGUGAGUGGCACGACACACUGAGGACGACACUGGCGGCUCUUGGGUUUGCUCCUUCCACUGCUGACCCGUCGCUGUUUCUACGCACCGACACCUCGCUGCCGCCGUUCUACAUCCUCGUGUACGUCAACGACUUGGUCUUUGCCACUGCUGACACUGAGGCACUCGCUCUUGUGAAGUCGGAGCUGCAGAAGCGACACACGUGCACGGACCUGGGUGAGCUGCGUAGUUACCUUGGCUUGCAGAUCACCCGGGACAGAGCACGCCGCACCAUCACCCUGACUCAGUCACACAUGGUGCAGCAGGUCCUUCAGCGCUUCGGCUUCACUUGGUCCUCGCCACAGUCCACUCCUAUGGCUACGGGUCACUCGCUCCCAGCUCUGCCUUCGGAUGAGUCCGUAGAGCCAAGUGGCCCGUAUCCAGAGCUUGUGGGCUGCCUUAUGUACCUGAUGACCUGCACUCGACCUGACCUUGCGUACCCUCUUAGCAUCCUGGCUCGCUACGUUGCGCCCGGGAGACACCGGCGAGAGCACUGGGAGGCUGCUAAGAGGGUACUGUGCUACUUGUGCAGUACAUCGGGCAUGGGGCUCGUGCUUGGAGGACGGGGUGACGUUGUCCUCACUGGACACUCCGACGCUUCUUGGGUCAACGACCUGGCUACGCAACGCCCGUCACAGGGUUACACGUUCAGCCUUGGCUCUGGCUCUGUUUCUUGGCGGUCUACACGCUCGUCUUCUGUUCUCAGCUCCAGUUGUGAGGCUGAGAUCUACGCCACAGCCAUGGCUGCGCAGGAGUUACGCUGGCUCACCUACCUGCUGACCGACUUGGGAGAGAGGCCUCGUUCUCCUCCAGUUCUGUACGUAGACAACAAGGCUGCCAUUACCUUGUGUCAGGAGCACAGACUGGAGCACAGAACGAAGCACAUCGCUCUGCGUUACUUCCUUGCUCGAGAGUUGCAGCAGCGUGGCCAGCUUCGUGUUUCUUACGUGGCCACCAGGGCCAACACUGCUGAUGUGUUCACCAAGGCACUUCCGCCUUGUGACCAUCAGCGCUUUUGCACAGCUUUAGGCCUGGUGCCAGUGUUUGCUCACUUGCUUACCUCUUGA
Molecule: messenger RNA, 4947 nt
Organism: Closterium sp. Yama58-4
Lineage: Eukaryota; Viridiplantae; Streptophyta; Zygnematophyceae; Desmidiales; Closteriaceae
Source: the annotation of a GenBank genome assembly